UAUUAUCUAAUAUAACAUCGCAAGAGAUGUGUCUCAUUUUUCUCCUUACAUCUUAAAUAAGGAUUCACUGACAUCUGUUUCACUCCUACUGCUUAAAUCAGUGUGUGACUAGAAAAAGUGUCAAAACCCACAGAACAGCAGAUUAUGAUGAAGAUGGCGUUUAUUAAAGAGGAGAGUGAAGACCUGAGGAUUGAAGAAACAUUCACAGUCAAACAUGAAGAGACUGAAGAACAAACAGACAUGAUGGCAUUCAAAGAAGAGAAUCAAGAACCGAAGAACACUGAAGAACUUGAUUCGAGAGAGGAACAUGCGAGACUUCACGCUGCAGAAAAGCCACACACGUGCCCUCAGUGUGGAAAGAGUUUCAAACAAAAAGGAAAACUUCAUGUCCACAUGAGAAUUCACACCAGAGAAAAGCCCCUCAGCUGCAGUGAAUGUGGACUAAACUUCAGUCGAAAAUCAGUCCUGAGCAGACACAUGAGGACUCACUCUGGAGAAAACCCCUUCACCUGUCGGGAGUGUGGGAUAAGCUUCAGUCGUAAAGAUGCGUUGAGCAGACACAUGAGGGUUCACACCAGAGAGAAGCCUUUCAGCUGUCAACAAUGUGGAAAGAGUUUCACUCAAGAUGGAAGCCUCAAACGCCACAUGCUAACACACACCGGAAAGAAGACUCACACCUGCCAGCAAUGCGGACAACGGUUUUUCAAUAAAUGGAUUCUUGAACGCCACAUGAGACAGCACACAGGAGAGAAGCCUUACACAUGCCAACAGUGCGGAAGAAGUUUUACUCUUAAAUCAACUCUUGAUGCGCACUUGAGGAUUCACACCGGAGAGAAGCCGUUUGUCUGCAGCCAAUGUGGGAAGAGUUUCAGACAUAACGUGACCCUGACUAACCACAUGAAGACUCACAAAAACAUGAUGGCACACAAAGAAGACAGUCAAGAACCGAAGAACACUGAAGAAUCCAAUUUGAGUAAGAAACAUGCAAGAAGUCAUGCUGGAGUAAAGCCACAUACGUGCCCUCAGUGUGGAAAGAGUUUCAAACAAAAAGGAAAACUUUGUGUCCACUUGAGAAUUCACACCAGAAAAAAGCCCCUCAGCUGCAGUGAAUGUGGACUAAACUUCAGUCGAAAAUCAGUCCUGAGCAGACACAUGAGGACUCACUCUGGAGAAAACCCCUUCACCUGUCGGGAGUGUGGGAUAAGCUUCAGUCGUAAAGAUGCGUUGAGCAGACACAUGAGGGUUCACACCAGAGAGAAGCCUUUCAGCUGUCAACGGUGUGGAAAGAGUUUCACUCAAGAUGGAAGCCUCAAACGCCACAUGCUAACACACACCGGAAAGAAGACUCACACCUGCCAGCAAUGCGGACAACGGUUUUUCAAUAAAUGGAUUCUUGAACGCCACAUGAGACAGCACACAGGAGAGAAGCCUUACACAUGCCAACAGUGCGGAAGAAGUUUUACUCUUAAAUCAACUCUUGAUGCGCACUUGAGGAUUCACACCGGAGAGAAGCCGUAUGUCUGCAGCCAAUGUGGGAAGAGUUUCAGACAUAACGUGACCCUGACUAACCACAUGAAGACUCACAAAAACAUGAUGGCACACAAAGAAGACAGUCAAGAACCGAAGAACACUGAAGAACCCAAUCGGAGAAAGAAACAUGCAAGAAUUCAUGCUGCAGAAAAGCCACACACGUGCCCUCAGUGUGGAAAGAGUUUCAAACAAAAAGGAAAACUUCAUGUCCACAUGAGAAUUCACACCAGAGAAAAGCCCCUCAGCUGCAGUGAAUGUGGACUAAACCUCAGUCGUAAAGAUGCGUUGAGCAGACACAUGAGGGUUCACACCAGAGAGAAGCCUUUCAGCUGUCAACGGUGUGGAAAGAGUUUCACUCAAGAUGGAAGCCUCAAACGCCACAUGCUAACACACACCGGAAAGAAGACUCACACCUGCCAGCAGUGCGGACAACGGUUUUUCAAUAAAUGGAUUCUUGAACGCCACAUGAGACAGCACACAGGAGAGAAGCCUUACACAUGCCAACAGUGCGGAAGAAGUUUUACUCUUAAAUCAACUCUUGAUGCGCACUUGAUGAUUCACCCCGGAGAGAAGCCGUAUGUCUGCAGCCAAUGUGGGAAGAGUUUCAGACAUAACGUGACCCUGACUAACCACAUGAAGACUCACAAAAACAUGAUGGCACACAAAGAAGACAGUCAAGAACCGAAGAACACUGAAGAACCCAAUUUGAGUAAGAAACAUGCAAGAAGUCACGCUGUAGAAAAGCCCCACACGUGUCCUCAGUGUGGAAAGAGUUUCAAACAAAAAGGAAAACUUCAUGUCCACAUAAGAAUUCACACCAGAGAAAAGCCCCUCAGCUGCAGUGAAUGUGGACUAAACUUCAGUCGAAAAUCAGUCCUGAGCAGACACAUGAGGAGUCACACUAAAGAAAACCCCUUCACCUGUCGGGAGUGUGGGAUAAGCUUCAGUCGUAAAGAUGCGUUGAGCAGACACAUGAGGGUUCACACCAGAGAGAAGCCUUUCAGCUGUCUACAAUGUGGAAAGAGUUUCACUCAAGAUGGAAGCCUCAAACGCCACAUGCUAACACACACCGGAAAGAAGACUCACACCUGCCAGCAAUGCAGACAACGGUUUUUCUGUAAAUGGAUUCUUGAACGCCACAUGAGACAGCACACAGGAGAGAAGCCUUACACAUGCCAACAGUGCGGAAGAAGUUUUACUCUUAAAUCAACUCUUGAUGCGCACUUGAGGAUUCACACCGGAGAGAAGCCGUAUGUCUGCAGCCAAUGUGGGAAGAGUUUCAGACAUAACAUGACCCUGACUAACCACAUGAAGACUCACAGAUAGGAGAACUAAUUUAUGUUUUAUUGCAGAUUUAGUUUUACAAACACUUUUAGAGACGCAUGAUAAUUUGAUUUAGUAAUAUUAUAGUAUUGCACUCCUGGAUCAAAACAAACGCAAGCGCAGGUUGCCAGUUCAAGGACAGGAGCGAGUGAUUUAAACCGCAUUCUAAAUGAAAGCAACGGCACGUGAUAGAAGGAGUAUAGAAGGAAACAGCCUCUGUUUCUCACGGCUGAACAACAGAAAACUGACAAUGAUCAGCUCAGAUAAAACAGUGCAGGUGCACAAGCACCCAAAGCCCCAUCUACACUAAUGGAAUAUACACAUUUGACUUCAGACAAACACAGAGCACCUAAAACACUGCAGUGCUCCAUGAAUAACACUUGUAUCAGAGUGACAGCAAUGUUUUGUCAGCUUGACAAUCUCUGAGAAUGGUCGCCGAGCAGUCUACGUAGAACCAGAGAAAGAUAAAGUCGAGUGUCAUCUGCACAGAGAUCACAUGAUACUACAUGUUUAAUAAACAUAAAUGCAACAUGUAUAACGAAAAAGGAAGAUUGGGCAACAGCUGGCCCUGUGGUACAGCCAGAGUAAAAGAUAAGCUGACCAGCAGAAACAGGGAAAAAAAAACCCACUGCUCUUCUGAAAACAGGAAGCAAAAGUAGACGUGAUCAUGAGAAAGAAAAACAAACACAAAAUCUUGUGUUGUUAAAUUUAAAGUAUAAAAUGUUGAAGAAAAGAUGCAAAUAAAGAACAGAAAGAGCAGAAAAGAGGAAAUAAGCAAAACUACAACCACAACUGAGCUCAAGUCCCGCUGGCUUGGUUAAAAUUAACUGCUAAUAAAACAAUACUGUAGACGAAAUUCGAAGAAAUGAACACAAAACUGGAAACUGGACACACUCAAAGGGGCAACACUCUGGCACUUGCAACUGGAAAAUCCCUUAAAGAAGAAACAACAAGAAUUGUGUGUGAAUUCUGUCACAUCUAUAAAUUCAUGUUGACACAAUGCAUUAAAUCUCUGCAGAUCUCGGCAGGAAUCAGUCAUUCAGUUUCUUUCGGCUUAGUUCCUUUUUUUAUCAUGGGUCGCCACAGCAGAAUGGUCCACCAACUUGUU
Molecule: messenger RNA, 3961 nt
Organism: Danio rerio (zebrafish)
Lineage: Eukaryota; Metazoa; Chordata; Actinopteri; Cypriniformes; Danionidae
Source: RefSeq, a predicted model, not a curated record